Molecule: messenger RNA, 1385 nt
Organism: Xylaria bambusicola
Lineage: Eukaryota; Fungi; Ascomycota; Sordariomycetes; Xylariales; Xylariaceae
Product: thioesterase-like superfamily-domain-containing protein
Exons: 2
Coding region: 241-1197 (318 amino acids)
Source: RefSeq, a predicted model, not a curated record
AUGCGUAACCUGCUUCAUGUUUCCUCAAGACUUGCAUAGCUACGGGAGGCCAGGCUCGAAAGUUACCUCGGCUUAAGCUGCUGAAUGUCAGUUAGCCUAGACUAAGCCCCCACCCUGGCAUGUGUUAGGAUGUCGUGUCUUGAGGACAAUACGCUUCACUCAUGAUGCACGACUCUCGUGUAUCAUCAUUUAUCGGACGAGGACGACUUACGAGUAUCUGAAAAUACCUCUUGAGAGAUAAUGGCGCCCACAUUUGCCGAAGCUACGGCUGUAAAAGCUACAGGUCCACACGCCUACGAAGCUCACUUCCCUUCAGAAUGGUGCAUCGGCUCAGUAACGCAUGGUGGUGUGGUGACGGCAACGUUGUUGCGCGUCGCAUCGGCGCAUUUCAGCACAACCUUGGCUAAGCAGAACCAGCCUCACACCAUCACAUUACACGCGGAGUUCCUACGGCGUACACACGCGGGAUCUGCCACCUUCGCAGUUAGGGAUAUGAAGCUGGGCCAGCAGACGUCAACAAUUCAUAUCUCGUUGACACAGGACGGACGCGAGGAGGUCGUCGCGUACUUGACAAACACGAAUAUGGAUACUGAGGCGGGUCUUACGUUACGCACGGGGUGGUCGCCAGAUCCGCCUCUCCCUUCGCCGCCUGUAAAUUUCACAAAACUAGCUACACAGGGCGAAGACGAGAAUUGGGUUGUGCUAAAGAAUCUGCCGCACCCAAAAUUACGGAAGGCCGUCAAUCGCGUCCGUAUGCACGUUCCGCGGGGUGGACAGGCGCGGCCCAACCUCGUCGAUGAGUGGAUACGGCUCGAAUCCGGCGAGCGCUUCACUUCGGAGGGCCUUGGGUUUGUCUCGGACAUGUGGCCGCAGUUGAUCGAAGGCUUGGUUAAACAGCAGGAGACGGGAGGAAAGGAGCCACCUAAGCAGAAAGACGGUGACAGCCAGCCUUGGUUGUGGUUUCCGACGUUGACGCUGAAUCUAGACAUCAAGAAGACGUUGCCGCCGGAGGGCGUCGAGUGGCUGCAUGUGCGCGUCCAGACGAAGCACAUCAAGAACGGGAGGUAUGACUACGAGGUGGUGGUCUUUGAUCAGAGCGGCGAUAUUGUUGCGCUUAGCCAUCAUGUUGCCAUGGUUCUAGACGGCACUCGGAAUACAGCGAAGCGUGUGACGGGUGGGAGUAGUAGUAAGAUAUAGAAGAUGUAGAUAGCAUCGUGAUCACUGUACUGUCUCUAGACUAGAUAUUUUAGACAGACUUUUCUAUCCCUUUUAAUACACACCUAGAUACCAGUCUCACCGGCUACUGCACGGGUUCGUUUCUUGAGGUAGACAUCUAAACUUUUAGGACUCGAUUCAUCGUUAUUAGGUAAACUGGGUGCCUCAAU